AUGGCUGCCAUGUUCAUACUCGCUUGUCAUGAAAUCCUUGCUGAUAUAAUCUCCAGGUUAGGUUUGGAUGAAGAAUCAAUCAAGGAUAAACGAUUACUCUUGCCCAAGUUAAACCCCCAAAACGAAGAUGUUAUUGCUGUAUUCAAAAAUACAUUUAAAAUGGACAAGUCUUGGAUGUUCAAGGAUAGAAGAUCAAAAGACUAUGAGAAUGGAGUUGAACAAUUUCUUAAUUUUGCUAUGACCCAUGCAAUUGAUCUUCAAUCCAUACGUUGUCCUUGUAGAGUCUGUGGAAACUUGAGAAGCCAACCUAUUCGAGUGAUUAGAAAUCAUUUAUUUUUCAAUGGUAUUGACCAAAGUUAUACCACACGAAUAUGGCAUGGAGAAACAGUCACUGAUCGGGCAUCACCAUGUUUAAAUGAACAAGAUAUUUCCCAACAACAAUUUGACACGUCUCCUAUAAACAAUGUAGCUGAAAUAAUAGAAAUGGUUCAAGAUGCAUACGAUCGUUGCACGACUGAUUCUGAAGUGUUUAAGAAAUUACUUGAAGAUGCGGAAAAAACAUUAUAUCCGGGUUGCACAAAGUUUACCAAGUUAUCUGCAUUGGUUAAACUGUAUAACUUCAAGAUUACGAAUGGCCUAUCUCACACUGGGUUUUCAGAUUUACUGACGUUGUUGGGUGAUAUGCUGCCAAUGAACAAUGAAAUACCAUCAUCCAUGUAUGAGGCUGGGAAGACGUUUGCUGCAUUGGGAAUGGGAUAUAAGAAAAUACAUGCAUGUUCAUUUGAUUGCAUACUCUAUAGAAAUGAGUACAAAGAUGCAACUUCAUGUCCUACAUGUGGUACAUCGAGAUGGAAGUUAAAGAAGAAUUCCACUGAAAUAAGAAAAGAUGUGCCUGCAAAAGUUUUAUGGUUUUUUCCACCUAUCCCAAGGUUUCAAAGGAUGUUCCAAUCAGCAAAAAUAGCGAAGGAUUUGACAUGGCAUGCUCACGAAAGAGAUUCUGAUACAACAAUGUGUCACCCUGCGGAUUCUCCAUCAUGGAAGUUAGUAGACCACAAGUGGCCAGAUUUUGUUGCAGAGCCAAGAAACCUUCGAUUAGCUAUUUCUGUAGAUGGAAUAAAUCCACACAGUUCCCUUAGUAGUAAGUAUAGUUGUUGGCCAGUUAUGAUGAUUACCUAUAAUCUUCCACUGUGGUUAUGUAUGAAGAGGAAAUUUAUGAUGUUGUCAUUGUUAAUAUCAGGUCCACAACAACCUGGUAAUGACAUUGAUGUUUACUUGGCACCACUAAUUGAUGAUUUGAAGAUGUUGUGGGAGAUAGGUGUUGAAGCUUAUGAUGCUUAUAAAGAAGAACACUUCAGGUUGAAGGCUAUAUUGUUGUGGACAAUUAACGACUUUCCAGCAUUAGGCAAUUUGAGCGAUUGUACUGUAAAGGGAUAUUAUGCAUGUCCAAUUUGUAGUGAAGGAACAUGUUCUCACAGAUUAAAAUAUGGUAAGAAGAACACAUAUGCUGGCCACAUAAAAUUUCUUCCGCGGUACCAUCCGUAUCGGAGGCAAAAAAAGGCUUUUAGUGGUGAGCAAGAGUUUGGAUUAGCUCCAAUACCAUUACGUGGGGAGGAGAUAUUAAAUAAGGUUGAAGGGCUUUGCAUUUUGUUAGAGAAGUUUGACUUUGUGGACCAGUUCACUUUAGAUGGAUGUACCAAUUUGAGAGGUUGCAUUGCUGAAAGUUAUAUUGUAGAAGAAGCUGUUGAGUUCUGCGCAGAGUACUUAUCUGGAGUAGAUACAAUCGGGAUUCCUUUUAGUAGGAACAUAACAGUUGAUGAUGAUAUAGAAAUUGGAAGGCCUUUAUCAAGUUGUUCUGUUGUUACUGUUCAUCGUAAUGAAUGUGAGCAAGCACAUCAUUAUGUCUUAGAAAAUACAAGCGACAUUCAACCAUACAUUGAGUAA
Messenger RNA from Camellia sinensis, 1941 nucleotides. Lineage: Eukaryota; Viridiplantae; Streptophyta; Magnoliopsida; Ericales; Theaceae. The record is from RefSeq and is a predicted model, not a curated record.